UUCCCGGCCCCGGUGCCGCGCAUGCGCGUCCUGCGCUGUCUGACCUUGCUUGGAGUCACCAUGUUGUCCCGCAGCAGCGUCCUCAUCUUCCAGCCACAAUGGGGUCAAGUCAGGAAUAUGGCGACUUUGAAAGACAUUACAAGACGUCUGAAGUCCAUCAAGAAUAUCCAGAAGAUUACAAAAUCCAUGAAGAUGGUUGCAGCAGCAAAAUACUCAAGAGCUGAGAGAGAGCUGAAGCCAGCUAGAAUUUAUGGCGUAGGAGCAUUAGCACUGUAUGAGAAAGCUGAAAUUAAGGCUCCCGAGGACAAGAAGAAUCACCUUAUAAUUGGAGUGUCCUCCGAUAGGGGCCUCUGCGGUGCUAUUCAUACCUCUGUGGCAAAAGCCAUUAAGCUUGAAAUCUCAACUCUGUCUGCAAGUGGAAAGAAAGUUAUGGUGGUUGGAAUUGGGGACAAGCUGAGAGGCCUGCUUCAAAGGACUCACGGUGGACACUUACUUCUGAACUUUAAGGAAGUUGGCAGGAAGCCUCCAACGUUUGGUGAUGCCUCUAUCAUUGCUUCAGAGCUGCUGAACUCUGGCUAUGAAUUUGACCAAGGAUCUGUGCUGUUCAAUAGAUUCAGGUCAGUCAUUUCUUACAAGACUGAAGAAAAGCCAAUCUUCUCUAUUGACACUGUUGCAAAUUCCGAAAGUAUCACUGUGUAUGAUGACAUUGAUGCAGAUGUGCUGAGAAAUUACCAGGAAUUUACUUUGGCAAACAUCAUCUACUACACAAUGAAAGAGGCCACUGCAAGUGAGCAGAGUGCCAGAAUGACCGCUAUGGACAAUGCCAGCAAGAAUGCUUCUGAAAUUAUUGACAAAUUGACAUUGACUUACAACCGUACGCGUCAAGCUGUCAUCACCAAGGAGCUUAUUGAGAUCAUCUCUGGUGCUGCUGCUCUGGGUUGAAAUUGAAACAAGUUUGAACCGCUGUCAACAGAUAAUGUAUGAACCUUUGGCUUGCCAGCUGUCUGUGGAUCUCCAGGCCUUAGAAAGGGUUGGUUCAUUUUAUGAAGAAAUCUGAUAUUUGUAAAUUAUAUUACAAUAAACUCCUUACGUGGAAAUGA
Molecule: messenger RNA, 1100 nt
Organism: Pseudophryne corroboree (corroboree frog)
Lineage: Eukaryota; Metazoa; Chordata; Amphibia; Anura; Myobatrachidae
Gene: ATP5F1C
Product: ATP synthase F1 subunit gamma
Exons: 10
Coding region: 22-942 (306 amino acids)
Biological process (GO): proton motive force-driven ATP synthesis
Molecular function (GO): proton-transporting ATP synthase activity, rotational mechanism
Source: RefSeq, a predicted model, not a curated record